This is a messenger RNA of Prosopis cineraria, 596 nucleotides long. RefSeq lists its product as uncharacterized. Lineage: Eukaryota; Viridiplantae; Streptophyta; Magnoliopsida; Fabales; Fabaceae. The transcript is spliced from 2 exons. The coding region runs from base 75 to 386 and encodes 103 amino acids. The record is from RefSeq and is a predicted model, not a curated record.
AAUCACCACCAACAACAAGUACUACUAGUCUCAUCUCCGUAUUAAUCUUUCCAAAGCUACUGUUUUGAUCAGUCAUGGCUGUCAAAUCAGUCAUAUUGUUACCCUUUCUUCUCUUCCUUCUUCUGCAACUUAACAUUGAAUCAGUGACAGCAUCAAGGAAGCCACACGAAAACCCUCCAUCGAUAUCGGCUAUCACUAACUCUGACUCGUUAACAAGCAGCCGGCCGCCACAAUCUUCCCCUCAGGUGCAAGGUUGUACCUCCUGUCAUCCAAGUGAUCAUACCACUUGUGUGAGACGUAAGACACCACCUUCAGGUCAUACUCCCGAUAUGCCUUGUGGCACAUGCAACAACACAUGCAAGUGCGUGAACAGUACUGGGCAAUAAUAAUUCUGGCCGAAGAGAAGGAUGUUUAGAGAUUUUGGGAAUGGAUAUGGUUAUGUGUGUGUUCCUUUUACCUUUUUAUUUCCAUAUAUUGCUGCUGAUGGUGUGUUGUUAAAAUGUGUUAGGAAGUAUGGAAGUGAAUGUCUCUUCAUAAUAUGUUAUGGAUUUCCUGCGAUAAUAGUUUAUAUAGAAAAUAGUAAUCUUUACAAGUUA